This is a messenger RNA of Aspergillus caelatus, 204 nucleotides long. RefSeq lists its product as uncharacterized. NCBI's taxonomy places the organism in Eukaryota, Fungi, Ascomycota, Eurotiomycetes, Eurotiales, Aspergillaceae. The record is from RefSeq and is a predicted model, not a curated record. The transcript is spliced from 2 exons. Bases 1 to 204 code for a protein of 67 amino acids.
AUGAAAGCCCCCACUCUUGUCCUUCUCACUGCCCUCGCCGGUCUGGCCAGCGCCGCUGCCAUCACACAGCCUGCAGGCUUGGUUGAACGUGACUGUCAUCAGAUUUUCGGUGUUUGCAAGGUGACGGAGGACUGUUGUGGUGAUCUGAUAUGUUUUACACAUACAAAUGGAGAGGGCAGCUGUGCCGAUAUACCAUCCGCAUAG